AGAGCACUAACCGGUUUCCUUCUCACCCAUGGAGAGUGCCGAACUGGAGAGGCUGAGGGAAGAGAUCAAGAGAAGAGACCAGGAGAUUCACAGCCUGAGAGAACAACUCAAUGACCGGGCUUCUUCAUGCCAGCACGGUGACAGGUCCUCUUCAUGCCAGCACGGUGACAAGUCCUCUUCAUGCCAGCACGGUGACAAGUCCUCUUCAUGCCAGCACAGUAACAAGUCCUCCUCCACACCCAGGCUUCGCAGCACUGAUGAAGAACUGCCUGCACUCUCCCGGGACUCCUUGUCCAAUGGAGAAAUCUUACGCUACAGCCGCCAGUUGGUGCUCCCAGAGUUUGGGGUCAGGGGUCAGCUACGCAUCUCCCAGUGUUCGGUGCUGGUUGUGGGAUGCGGUGGGCUUGGCUGCCCCCUGGUGCAGUAUUUGGCUGCAGCCGGAGUUGGACGAUUGGGGCUGUUGGACUAUGACGAUGUGGAGGUGAGCAACCUUCAUAGACAAGUUCUCCAUAGUGAGGAGAGGAUAGGGAUGCCAAAGGCCAUAUCCAUGGCCACCACAUUGCAGCAGCUGAAUACCACUGUUGAAUACGUCCCGUACCAGGCGAUGUUGAGUCCUGCCAAUGCUGUGCCGCUUAUCCGCCAAUAUGACAUAGUAGCGGACUGCUCAGACAACGUACCCACCAGAUAUCUGAUCAAUGAUGCCUGCGUGGUUGCUAGAAAGCCGCUUGUAUCGGCCAGCGCACUUCGCUGGGAGGGCCAGUUAACUGUAUACAACCAUCAAGGAGGACCAUGUUACCGCUGCCUGUUUCCCAUCCCUCCACCUCCAGAAACUGUCACCAACUGCGCUGACGGAGGAGUUUUAGGUGUCAUCCCUGGGAUCAUGGGGUGUCUACAAGCUCUAGAAGUGCUAAAAUUGGCCUCUGGAACAACUCCCAGUUAUAGCGGCACCAUGCUGAUGUACGACGCAAUGGAGAGCCGUUUCCGCAACAUCAGGCUUCGAGGGAAACGGGCGGACUGUGCCGUUUGUGGUGGUGAGUCAGAGCCAUGUAUCCUAAAGGACUAUGAGGCGUUCUGUGGUUCUUCCGCCUCUGAUAAGUGCCGGACGCUGAACCUGCUGACUCCCGCUGACAGGAUGACCGUUCAGGAGUACAAAAAGCUUCUGGAUGAUAGAGCGCCUCACCUGCUCAUUGAUGUCCGACCGCAGGCCGAGGUGGACAUCUGCCACCUGCCCCACUCUGUCCAUAUCCCACUGGGCCAACUUGAGGCUGGGAAUGCUGUGGAUGUCCUGGGGAAAAAGAUGAGUGGAACAGGCGAGUGCGGCAGUCACCAAAUGAAACUGAUCGUCAUCUGCAAACUUGGAAAUGACUCACAGAAAGCUGUGAAAAUUCUGCAGCAACUUUCUAAAGAUGGAAUGUGCAAGUUUAUAGCGAAGGAUAUUGCAGGGGGUCUGAUGGCAUGGGCUGAGAAGAUCGACCCUGCCUUUCCCAAAUAUUAG
Messenger RNA from Nanorana parkeri, 1495 nucleotides. It is a transcript of the gene MOCS3, whose product is annotated as molybdenum cofactor synthesis 3. The record is from RefSeq and is a predicted model, not a curated record. The transcript has a single exon. NCBI's taxonomy places the organism in Eukaryota, Metazoa, Chordata, Amphibia, Anura, Dicroglossidae. Bases 29 to 1495 code for a protein of 488 amino acids. Gene Ontology annotation, biological process: tRNA wobble position uridine thiolation; protein urmylation. Gene Ontology annotation, molecular function: thiosulfate-cyanide sulfurtransferase activity; URM1 activating enzyme activity; adenylyltransferase activity. Gene Ontology annotation, cellular component: cytosol; cytoplasm.